Molecule: messenger RNA, 1627 nt
Organism: Scophthalmus maximus (turbot)
Lineage: Eukaryota; Metazoa; Chordata; Actinopteri; Pleuronectiformes; Scophthalmidae
Gene: syt5b
Product: synaptotagmin Vb
Exons: 8
Coding region: 148-1419 (423 amino acids)
Biological process (GO): calcium ion-regulated exocytosis of neurotransmitter; regulation of dopamine secretion; cellular response to calcium ion
Cellular component (GO): synaptic vesicle membrane; dense core granule; axon
Molecular function (GO): syntaxin binding; clathrin binding; calcium-dependent phospholipid binding
Source: RefSeq, a predicted model, not a curated record
CAAUGCUCUUGUACUGUAUCGCAACACAUGGACACAGGAAUUACACAAAGAUGUGUUAACGGUCGCUGUAGGGGCCAACUUGACAGAGAGCAUAACGAACCAACGCAAUGAAAAUAACUGCUCUGGCUCGGCCAUUUCACAGCCAACAUGAGGUUGGUCAGCAUGGUGGUCCGGGCCCAGAGGGCCGCAGAGCCAUUGGAACCGGAGUCGGAGGAAGCAACAGAGCCGGUUCACCAUGAGCACUCCCAUCCAGAACAUCACGAGCCCUCCCAUCCAGAACAUCACCCUGGCCAUGACUACAGCCACAUGAAGGACAAGUUCAUGAAUGAAAUUCAUCACCUGCCAGUUCCCAUGUGGGCAGUAGGAGCCAUUGUUGUGGUUGUCCUGGUUCUGGUGGCAUGCUGCGUCUUCUGUCUUUUCAAAAAAUGCUGUGCGAAAAAGAAAAAACCAAAGAAAGUGAGGGAGAGGAAGACAGGUCGCCGCAAAAGGGACCAGGAAGGCGAAGGAGAGGCUGGAGAGAAGGAGGGAGAAGUGAAGAAGGAAGGGGAGGAGGAGGAGAAAGAACAGGAAAAGUUGGGAAGGCUGGAGUUCUCCUUGGACUACAACUUCACAGAUACCCAGCUCAUAGUGGGAAUCCUUCAGGCGCAGGACCUCGCUGCUAUGGACAUGGGGGGGACGUCAGACCCUUAUGUCAAAGUCUUUUUGUUGCCAGACAAAAAGAAGAAGUACGAGACCAAAGUGCAACGCAAGAAUUUAUGCCCUGUCUUCAACGAGACUUUCAUCUUCAAGAUCCCAUAUGCAGAGUUAGGUGGGAAGACUUUGGUGCUGCAAGUUUUUGACUUUGAUCGCUUCUCCAAGCAUGAUAUGAUUGGUGAGAUAAAGAUUCCCAUGAACAGUGUUGAUCUGGGCCAGCCAAUGCAACAAUGGAGAGACGUGGAGAGUGGAGAGAAGGAGGAGCAAGAAAAGCUGGGUGAUAUUUGCAUUUCUUUACGGUAUGUGCCCACUGCUGGGAAGCUGACCGUGAACAUCAUGGAGGCAAAGAAUCUGAAGAAGAUGGAUGUGGGAGGCUUGUCAGAUCCAUAUGUGAAGAUUGUCCUACAGCAGAAUGGAAAACGCAUCAAGAAGAAAAAGACAACAGUCAAGAAAAACACUCUGAAUCCAUACUUUAACGAAAGUUUCAGCUUUGAGGUUCCCUUUGAGCAGAUACAGAAAGUGCAGGUUGUCAUCACCGUGUUUGACUAUGACAAACUUGGGAGCAAUGACCCCAUUGGAAAGACUUUCAUGGGUUAUGGAGCUACAGGAGUAGGCCUGCGCCACUGGUCAGACAUGCUGUCGAAUCCCAGGCGUCCAGUGGCCCAGUGGCACACGCUCCUGCCCGAAGAAGAAGUCGACGCGGCAGUCAAAGCAAAACCUCGCUAGAGUCACACCUGUCUCCGUUCAGAAAACACGCUGUUGAUAUGUUUUUCUGUGUGCUGACCCUGAUGUUCUCUCAAUUUGCACGCUAAAUUCUCCAUACACUUUGUUUUCUGUUUUUGAGGUACUGUAACACGUGUGUACGAGUGCUUGUGCGAUGUACCGAUGUGUUUUUUGUUCGAGAUUUGGUUGUUAUUAAAAGCCCUGCCCCCCA